This is a messenger RNA of Vitrella brassicaformis, 2968 nucleotides long. The record is from the annotation of a GenBank genome assembly. NCBI's taxonomy places the organism in Eukaryota, Vitrellaceae.
CGUGGAAAGAAGCAAAGAUGAGAUCAGCUGUGCGGCUCCUCAGGUACGUGUGCGAUGCUCACACGAGUCGAAUUGGACCAUCGUUCAUAACUGCUGAUCUGAUCUGUGUGUGGGAGGUUUGCUCUGCAGGAGUGUGGACACCUGUCUGGCAGGGGCGUCAGCCAAGCUGACGCCGCCGGCAGCGCCACCCUCGUGGGCAUGUGUGCAUCAGCAGAGGCGGUACAUCGUCGACAAGGCUCUCGCCGCUAUCCAAUCAACCGCAGUCACACGAACCGAAGAGGAAUCGGUACCCCGCCCCGCCCCGCCCUGCACACACACGCACAUACGAGGCAUGAGUGUGUGUGUGUGUCUGUGUGCAUUCAUCGACUGCCUCACUCAUUGGUCGGUUGGCUGGUGCAAUCAACAUUUGUAGUUUCUCCGUGAGUGGAACGAGCAGCAGGCGCGUGAGGCCCGUGCGCUGUCCGCCAAGAUGUACGGCGACCCCCUGACCUACAUCGGGCCGGAGGAGUCGGAGCGCUACUACAUACCCAGGCCGCGCAACGACCGCACACUGCUUGGCAGGAUCUCAUGGCACAUGGGCGGGUACGUCUGGAUGCAUGGAUGGACAGAUGGAUGGAUGGAUGGAUGGGAGAGGGAAGGGCAGAGAGAUCUUCUCGUGUGGGUGUGUGCGUGUUGGGUGUCUGUCUGCAGGCAUCACAAGUUCCUGAAGCAUGUUGCGUGGCGGUUCGCGGCCCUCAUCCAUGAGAGGCUGGAGAACCACCAGCUCUGUGACGGUGCGCACCAAUUUGCAAUGUGUGAAUGAAGUGGUGAAGGCGGAUGGCAUUCAUUCUUUGGUUGUGUGUGUGUGUGUGUGUGUGUGUUGAUUGGUCAAACAGUGUUUGACAUCGGUCCUGGUUUCAACAUCCGGUGCUACUUCUUCAUGCUGCACGUGUGGAUGCUCCACUGCAGAUGCAUCACAUGCGUAAAGAUACCCGACACACACACACACACACACACACACAGAGAUGGCUGAUAGUGAGGUCCAUUUCUCUCUCUCUCUCUGUGUGUGUGUGUGUAGGGUUGGGAGGGCCAUGCGAUAGACGAGUGGAUGUUUUGGGGGCUGUGGUACGUCGUCCAGGACUGGAUGCUCCUCAGAGAUGUAAACAAACAAACACACACAGACUGUCUACUCACAGACAGACGUCGAUUCGAUGAAGGACCUUCUGUCUGUCUGUCUGUCUGUCUACUGCCAAUCCAAUCGUGUGUCUUUGGUUCGUCUCAUCUCAUGUCAUGUCAUGUCAUGUCAUCAGGUGCCCGAGUACCGGUGGAUGGCUGAGCUCAAGAACAUCCAGGAGUACAUGUACGGGGUACGCCACCUCAGCUCAGCCGCCCGCAUUGCAUUGCAUGCAUGUGAUGCCAUCCAUGAUAAGAUAAGCGCUCGCUCUUUUUCUCUCUGUGUCUGUUCUGUUUGUGUGCUCACGUGUCGUCAGUUUUGUGUGUCGUUGGAUUUGGCGAUGGAGAAGUCCGACGUGCUGCCGGCACGGGUCAGGGAGGUCCUCUGGGGGUAUGUAUGUUAUGUGUGCUGCUGAGCUUGUAACCACACACACAUCCGUCAAUGCAUUGAUAUGAUGCCUCCUCUUUCUCUGUGUGUGUGUGUGUGUGUGUGUGUGUCAGGAACCUGUAUAGCGGCGAGAUAGGUGAGGACUCGCCGGCCCUCGACCUGCUCACGAUUUACGUCCUCAGACAGGUAGGUACUCAUUCGACAUGCCAUGACAGACACCAGCCAAAAGGCAACACGAAUCAACCACACACACCACACCGGUGUCCGUCUCGUGUGUACCUAUGUGCCUGUGUGUCGGUGCUGUCUGUCGCAGCUUCAGUACGUGCUGCACAUGGACAAAGACCAGUUCCUCACCGGCAACUUCGUCUGGUACGUGCAGGGCAGUGCAGUGCAGAUGGAGGGAGACACCGAGAGAGAGCCCAGCCCACACCUCCCUGCAUCACCUCCAUCACCUCACCCGAUUCGAUUUCCCUUUCUGUCCACCUGUCUGUUUGUUAACACCCAUUACCUACAGGGCCGAUUUCCCCGUGGGAGACGUCCCCCGGAUGAAGGUCAUCCCGCCCCUCUCCCAGCGCAACAUCUACUUCGGCUUCAUGCCCGAGGGCGGACACGAAAAGUACUUCUACUUCGGCGACGGCACAAGAGACUACCCCUCAUCCUUCCCAGUCGUCAGACAAACCGAGCUCGAACACAAAGUCAGGAGAGGCGAGCUCCCCCCCGGCACCGAACUGGGCAAAACCCGCACCCUCCCGCCCCUCCAGCCACGGGCGCCACGGCUGACAGAGGGCAAAGGUGGGCGGCCGGGCCAGCCGAGGCUGCCCAAGCCAGUGGAGAAGCUGGAGGCCGGCGGGAGGGAGAGCAAGGUGGCGCCGGGCAGCGUGCCGAUGAGCCCCAGGUUGGCCCAGCGGAUGGGCACCAAGGAGGAGAAGGUGCCCAGGAACCUUCACGAGCUCAUCAAGAUGGCCAAGGGGGAGGAAAUCACCUGGGGAGAAGCGGAGCCGCCACCUUUCCCUGCAGAAGCCAAGGGCGGGGGUGGUGGGGAUGACAACAAGACAAGAGACAAGGCCGCGGCGGGGUCGAGCAGUGGUGUGGUGAAGCCGGUGCGGACAAGCGACACCAAGAAGGCGCGGCACGCGGCCGGCAACAAGAGCUCAUGAUAUGAUACAUGCUUGAUUCAUGCACGGCCGAGCUGAUAAGACGAAGGGGGGUGAGAUUCGGUGGAGAGGAGCCGACCGGCCAAGGGGUUCAUUCAGUGGUUGAUGGUGAGUGGCUUAGGAGGGAGGAGAGGCAACAAGAGGAAGCGCCCGGGUAGCCCGUGAGAGGCUGUGACGGUGUGUAUACUUGACGUGCUGACAUUCUCCACCAAUGGGUGAAAUCAAUGUGUCGCUGGGUGUGCUUAUGGGGCGGCAUGACGUUAUUUGGGUGUGG